AUGGGAUCCAGACUUAGAGAAAACCCAGACGGAACGUUCUACUGGUUCUUUGAAGCUUCGUGUCCCAUCGCCAGAGACAAAGAUCCAGAAGUAUUAUUUCAGUUCCCCGAAGACUUCAACGAUGAGGAAUCUGUAAAAUCUCUGCCACGAUUCUGCUUCCCAUAUGACAUUGAGAGGGUGAAAGACAGCGUAGCGGUUCAACACUUCACGUUCGUGCUAACGGAUCUGGAAGGCUGUCAGCGUUUUGGUUUCUGCCGUCUGACCUCUGGGUCUCAGACGUGCCUCUGCAUUCUCAGUUAUCUACCAUGGUUUGAGGUGUUUUACAAACUUCUGAAUAACUUGGCUGAUUACCUAACCAAGGGCCAAACCAAUGAGAUGCGAGAGCUUCUGGCUGUGCUCUACAAACACCCUUUACCAUUGGCUAAUGGCUCUGUCACUCUACAGAUGGGAGAACAACUUCUGAUCAGAACUCAGGUCAACCAAACACCCCUCCCAAAACUGAAGGAGAAGGAGGGGAUACCGUAUUUUAUUGCUCCAGAUCCGAAAGCGUUACCAUCUAUACCAGAGAGUAGGAACUUGACUGAGCUGGUGGUGGCAGUGGACGUCAGUAACCUUCUUCAGCUCUAUGCCAGCAUGCUGUUUGAGAGGCGCAUUCUCAUCUACUGCAGCAAACUCAGCACGCUGACAGCCUGUGUGCACGCGUGCAGUAGCAUCAUUUACCCAAUGUACUGGCAGCACAUCUUCAUACCUGUGUUACCCCCUCAUCUACUGGACUACUGCUGCGCUCCAAUGCCUUACCUUAUUGGGGUUCACUCAAGUCUGACUGAGAAGGUGAAGAGUCGUGCUCUGGAAGAUGUGGUGAUUUUUAACGUGGACACAAACACCAUGGAGUCUCCAUUUGACGAUUUGAAACGGAUCCCCACGGAUGUGGUGACUGGUCUUAAGGUGAGGUUGAAGAAACAGGCUGCUUUUCCAGGUCCAGGGGUCGCUCGAGCAUUUCUCCGUGCACAGGCUCUGCUGUUUGGGGGUUACAGAGAUGCUCUGCAAUGCCUGGAGGGCGGGCCCAUCUCUUUCAGUGAGGAGUUGUUUCUAACGCAUAAGUCCCAAAGCAUGAGACAGUUCCUGGAGAGUGCUGUUCAUCUGCAGUUCUUUAAGCAGUUUAUUGAUGAACGUCUGGAGCUGCUCAAUCAAGGAAAGGAACCCAGUGACCUGUUUGAGGAGGAAAUAGUGCAGUGUGGCUCUUCAGCAGGUUCAAAAUCAUACCAACAGUGGGUAGGCAACCUGAAGAAAGGUGGAGGAGCUUUGAUUCUGUCAGUGAAAUCAAAAGCCCAUAUAUACAAAGCAGCUAAAUACCACAACAGAUUUGGGUUAAAGAACCUUCUUUCAUCCAAAGAACAGAGUGAUGUCUGUUCCCUGCAAAGAGGUGGAUCUGUUUCUGGCGCACACUCAUAUCGUCGGAUCCAACUGGACAGCUUGCAAAACCGUCUACCAAUCACGCAACACUUUGGCAUGUCUCGACCCCGACGGCCUGCACGUAAGUGCGCAAACCAGCAGGGGGAGGAGUCUCCGCAGGACAACACCAGCUGGGAGGAGGAGGGGCUGGACAGUGCAGAAGCGUCCUGCAGUGAGACGGAGCUCCAGUCGGAGGACCCUGACCUGUCGCUGCUGACCGACCCGGAGGAGAUGGACUUGUUGGGAGAGAUCUUUGACACGCUCAGUGCUCAGACCUCCAUGGACAGAGGCUUACUAUACAGCACACGCAGCCUUGAUCUGUUUGGACCCGACAGCUUCGACUUUAGGUCCCACAGGAGCUUGGCCACACCCAGUGAAGAGAGCUUGAAUCUGUCUGCUGGUAACAGUGGGAGUCUGAGGAGCUGGGAGGAGGGGCUGGAGGAGGGGUUGGAGGAGGGGUCCAGUGAACGGGGAGGAGAGGCACCCGGUGUCCAAACAGACACAUCAGACAAGGGCCAGGGUGAAGGGGGGGCGAGUCCCAGCGGGUUAAACGACCAGGCAGGAGGGACAGAGAAUGUUUCAGAGGGUCUGAAGGAGGGGCUUAGCAAGAAGCUGAGCGAUGAUUGGCCAGCAGACGAUGGACAGGUUAACGGGGCAGUCGAGGAACCGGAUCAGCAGGGGGCAGCGCGAACCGAGACGAGCGUGAACAGCGAGACAAGGGAUAAAACGAGCGGGGGAAGCAAAGGCGACGGAAGAGGGAGAGAGGCCCGAAACGCAGAGGAUGAGAAAGAAGAAAAGAAGGAGGAAGGCCAGAACAACGGUGUCUCCGGCCAAGAGAGCGCUCGUCUGAAUAAAAGCAACACCUGCCCCGCGUCCGGCGGAGCACCCCGGAAAGACGCGGUCCAGCCCGAGCAAGAAGUGAAGACAGAGUCUGACGACAGCCCGCCCGACCACGCCGCCCCCUCCCCGGCCAAAGCCGGCCGUCGAGGAGCGGAGAGCGAACCCGAGCAGGUGCAGGCCACAUCCUCCUCCCCGAGGGUCCUGUCCACAGCCGCUCGGUUCCAGAUCCGAACAUCGCCCACGACUUCACACAAUCUCGUCAGGACGUCCUUCGGGGGACAAAGGAUCCAGAUCUCACCGAGGGGCCCGACCCUGGCACCUCAACAAGAUGACCCAGGGUUCAAAUCUCCCUCUGAAUCCCCCGGCCAACAGGAAGAGCUGCCCGUCAUUAAAGUGUCUGAACUUAAAAAGAAGUUUGAGAUGUGAUUGGUGAAUGUGUUUGAGAGGCAUGCACCUCAGCCAAUUAUUGGUUAGGAUCUUGCCUGUUAGAACUAGUCGAUAGUGUUUUUUCUUCUUACUGACUGACUGACUAACUGACUGACCGACCGUCCAUAGAUUGGAAUGGAAUUGGAUUUUGUUGGUUCUCAUCGCCCAAAUCUUCACACCCCCCCCCCAAAAAAACAGCCUACUUGAACACUUUCCAAAGCAGGUUUCUUAUGCUCCUUGCAUAUUAUUUUUCCAUCUAUACAUGACAUUUCUAAAGUAUACUCCGCAUGUUUUGUUUUGUUUUGUUUUGAUAUAAUUAGUAAACAUAGAAAUGAUUCAAGUAAAUCUUAUGCCUGCUUACUGAAGCACUAUGGUUCUUUUUUUACUCUAAUAAAAUAACGGCAUUUGUUACUGA
This is a messenger RNA of Chanos chanos (milkfish), 3133 nucleotides long. RefSeq names its product DENN domain containing 1C (gene dennd1c). Gene Ontology annotation, biological process: endocytosis; endocytic recycling. Gene Ontology annotation, cellular component: intracellular membrane-bounded organelle; cytosol. The record is from RefSeq and is a predicted model, not a curated record. Gene Ontology annotation, molecular function: guanyl-nucleotide exchange factor activity; phosphatidylinositol phosphate binding. NCBI's taxonomy places the organism in Eukaryota, Metazoa, Chordata, Actinopteri, Gonorynchiformes, Chanidae. The transcript is spliced from 23 exons. The coding region runs from base 1 to 2718 and encodes 905 amino acids.